UGUUGGUGCUGUCGCUGCGCUCACUUCACAGUGGGCCUCGGCCGAGUAUAAAAGCAAACUUACCCUAUAAAAAAAAUUUUAUUAAUCGAAAUAUUCCGAAUCUAACAACAACGCUGGCACUUGGCACUUGGCACUCUUGGCCGCAUCCGUUUGUCGUCUUUUAGCGUGCUUGUUAGCCGAUCGCCAAUCAUUCGGGCAAUUUUUAAAGAAUAUCUCAUCAAAAUCACCAAAGAGACUUGAAUAUUUUUUGUCAAAUAAGCGAAUUUAAGAUUUUUUGUCGCUUUCUUAUCGCGUCGCGAACGCGUACGUGGUCGUGAAUGUGUGUGUUGGUGUGCCAGUUAAACAAUAAAAAAAAUUGAUUCUACACACACCCGAAGCUACAAAAGUAUCUAGACCAGCAUAAAACUAUCUUAACAAAAAAAGAACUAAAAAGUGUUAAUAAAUUACAUAGAAAUUUGUGCAAUCAAAAGUCGAAUAAAAAAGCGGACUGACAUAUUUUUUGAAACAUUUUUUUUUCGUGUAGAACUGUAAACAAACCAAAGAAGUUUAAAGAGAGCCGGUCGUAAUUUUUAGUCGGCCAACGGAGACAGAAAAACGAUAAAGAAAAUGCGAGAACUGCCCCUCUUGGCGCUGCUCCUAUGCAGCUGUUCGCUAAUAGAUUUAAUCAAAGCGGAAGAGAAACCACGGCUGGAAAUCUAUCCCACACAGGAAGUACAACGUAAGCCCGUUGGCAAGCCUCUGAUCCUGACCUGUCGCCCUCGAGUACCGGAAGCAGCUCUGGUGGCCGAUUUGCAAUGGCGGGAUAACAUGAACAACACCAUCUUGCCCAAACCGGCCAAUUACGAUCCACUGUAUGAUUCCAAGGGCAAUAGAAAGAAACUAAUGGGACGCAACCAGCCGCCAAUGUACACGGAAACGCUGCCCGGCGAAAGUUUGGCCCUGAUGAUUCCCUCGCUGUCGGUGGAAAUGGGCGGAAUAUACUACUGCACCGCGUCCUAUGCAAAUACCGAGAUCCUCGAGAAGGCCGUCACAAUUACAACUUACGUGGCUAUUACUUGGACAAAUGCCCCUGAGAACCAGUACCCCACCCUGGGCCAGGAAUACGUGGUUAUGUGCGAAGUAAAGGCUGAUCCCAAUCCCACCAUCGACUGGCUACGAAAUGGAGAUCCGAUCCGAACUGGCGACAAGUACGUGGUGGAGAACCAUGGCCUCCGCAUCCGCGAUGUCCAGGAGAGUGACGAAGGCAUCUACACCUGCCGGGCGGCCGUUAUCGAAACCGGAGAGCUACUGGAGCGCACCAUCCGUGUGGAGGUCUUCAUCCAGCCCAUGAUUGUGUCCCUGCCCGCCGAUCUGGAGGCCGUCGAGGGCAAGCCCUUCGCUGCCAAUUGCACAGCCACGGGAAAACCAGUGCCGGAGAUCAGCUGGAUUCGAGAUGCCACCCAGCUCAACGUGGCCACUGCCGAUCGCUUCCAGGUGAACCCCCAAACCGGUCUGGUCACCAUCUCGUCGGUCAGCCAGGAGGACUACGGCACCUACACGUGUCUGGCGAAGAACAAGGCCGGCGUGGUCGACCAGAAAACGAAGCUGAAUGUCCUGGUGCGUCCGCAGAUCUAUGAGCUGUACAAUGUGACCGGAUCCAGGACCAAGGAGAUUGCCAUCACCUGCCGCGCCAAGGGACGUCCCGCCCCGGCCAUCACCUUCCGUCGCUGGGGCACCCAGGAGGAGUACUCGAACGGAGUCCAGGUGGACGAUAACCGCAUCGUUCUGGAGCGUAACUUUGACGAGGAGCGUGGCGAGAGCACCGGCACCCUGCGCAUCUCCAAUGCCGAACGGAGCGACGAUGGCCUCUAUCAGUGCAUUGCCCGGAACAAGGGAGCCGAUGCCUACAAGACCGGACACAUCACCGUGGAGUUCGCCCCCGACUUUAGCCAGAUGAAGGACCUGCCGCCAGUCUUCUCGUGGGAGCAGCGCAAGGCUAACCUGAGCUGCCUGGCAAUGGGCAUUCCCAACGCCACCAUCGAAUGGCACUGGAACGGAUUGAAGGUCAAGGAUAUGUCCGAUCCCAAUCUGAAGAUCGUCGGCACUGGACCCAGGAGCGAUCUGAUUGUGCAUCCAGUCACCAGGAAGUACUACACCUCGUACAAGUGUAUCGCCACCAAUAUCCACGGCACCGCCGAGCACGACAUGCAACUGAAGGAGGCACGCGUUCCGGACUUCGUAGCGGCCGCCGCGCCCCGCCAACUGACCGCCACCACCAUGACCUUCGACAUCCGCGGCCCGCCCACCGAACUAGGUCUGCCCAUUCUCGCCUACAGCGUCCAGUACAAGGAGGUCUACAAUCCCGACUGGUCCACCGCCUACAACCGGAGCUGGUCGCCCGAUUCGCCGUACAUCGUUGAAGGACUCCGUCCCCAGACCGAAUACAGUUUCCGGUUCGCUGCCCGCAACCAGGUGGGUCUCGGCAAUUGGGGCGUCAACCAGCAACAGUCCACACCGCGUCGCUCCGCACCCGAAGAGCCCAAGCCGCUGCACAAUCCCGUCCAGCACGAUCGCGAGGAACCGGUGGUAGUGUCGCCCUACUCGGAUCACUUUGAGCUGCGCUGGGGUGUACCUGCCGACAAUGGAGAGCCCAUCGACAAGUAUCAGAUCAAGUACUGUCCGGGCGUUAAGAUCAGUGGCACUUGGACCGAACUGGAGAACAACUGCAACACCGUUGAGGUGGUGGAGACCACAUCCUUUGAGAUGACCCAACUGAACGGGAAUACCUACUACAGGAUCGAGCUGAAGGCGCACAACGCCAUCGGCUAUUCAUCGCCAGCAUCGAUCAUCAUGAAGACGACACGAGACAACCCCCAUCCCAUGAAAUCCAAUGGAGUGACAUUCGCUGCUCCAGCCCUGGUCGAACUGCUUGCUUUGGCGCUCUGCUUCCUGCUUCCGACGACAGUGGACACUGCUUAAAUAGGACAUUGAACCCCCCCCUCCGGCUCGAAGGACCAAAAUGGCAAGCACAAUUAUGCACCGAGGAGGAUCCUUUCGCUGGCCUUCCAUGGGUUUUCUUCCAUUCUCUAAUACUUCCGUUUUGUUUUUUUUUUUUUUUUUUGGUGUCUCAACGUGUAAAUAAUAAGAAAAUAUAUUAAAAAAAAAAAAUAAAACCUAAUCUUAAAUAGCAUGAUAAAGCGGAAUAAUUAUGUUGAAUGUGCUCAAGUAGAGAAUACGAUCAAUAUAUAUACACAUAUAUGUAUCACCUAGGGCGGGUCACAAUUCCAUAAUAACUGUACAAAACGAAAAAAGUUUAAAAAAAAAAAAAAUAGAAAAUCUACGAUAAUCUCUAGUUAAUGAAAUGAAAAAAAAAUGCCAAAAAAACCAGCUUACACAAUGAUAAUAAUUGUACUUAUCCUAUGUGCCCUUGUUUAAAACACUAAGCCAUUAUUAAGUUGUUAUUUAGUUGUAUGUUUGUAUAGUGGAAGCAUUUAUUAAACACCUGCAACGACACACAUACGACUCCGGAUACCCUUUCCGCUUAGUUCAAUGUGCAUUUUACAACACUGCCAAGCGAAUUAAACUAAAAUUAUACCAAAUUUAUGAACAAAAAUAUUUUAGCAAAAUUCUACACGAGAAAAAUAAUGGAAUAUCAAAUUACGAGUACAAGUUACCAAAAAAAAUUAGCAGAUAGAUUACAUUUAAACUUUAAACCCAAAAUCACAUCAUAAAAUUAGCCAAAAAGCUUCUUCCCAGGAUGGAUUUUUUGAUUUUGAGCGCGUAAAUGUUACGAGGGGACAAUAAGUAACUCUAACUAAGUUAAAGCAGUGCGAUUAUGUGCGUCUAAUUACGAAUUUUUCUCACAUCCUUCCGUUGGAUAGCAUUUAGUGAGCCAACCUUAGAAUUGAUAUGAAUAUUCCUGUAUACACUGUAUUUUUGUGUGUUUGUUUUUUUUUAGCGAUUUUCUAGCCAAAUAUAUCUUGUGAAACCAGAAGAUACAGUUUAUACCUUUACAAUAUCUAGUUAUACAUAAUAGUUAGUGAAUAAAUCAGCCCGCCUAACGUUGCUGAUGGAAAAAAAUGAAAUCGGGGGAAGACAGUGGAUUUUUUUUUAGUCUUUGCAGUCAAAAAAAGAAUAAAAAAAGCAGUAGAAAAUUGCAAGUAACUUAAAUCACAGAUCAUAUUAAAUGAUAAAAACAAAAUGCAUACGGUAUUAUGAAUGUUGUAAGCAAAAAAAAAAAUGAAAAACUAAAAAGUAAAAAACGAAAUCGAAGCCUACCACUUAAGCAGUUCAUUUUGGGUAAUAAAGAAACAACUUUAACAUAAAGCAGUGCGUGUGUGACUUGGGAAUAGGGUUGCCACCAGCUUUGCCGAUGCCGC
Molecule: messenger RNA, 4358 nt
Organism: Drosophila ananassae
Lineage: Eukaryota; Metazoa; Arthropoda; Insecta; Diptera; Drosophilidae
Gene: Fas2
Product: fasciclin-2
Exons: 9
Coding region: 607-2958 (783 amino acids)
Biological process (GO): cell-cell adhesion
Cellular component (GO): neuron projection; membrane
Molecular function (GO): protein binding
Source: RefSeq, a predicted model, not a curated record